This is a messenger RNA of Epinephelus fuscoguttatus (brown-marbled grouper), 7080 nucleotides long. It is a transcript of the gene grb10b, whose product is annotated as growth factor receptor-bound protein 10b. The record is from RefSeq and is a predicted model, not a curated record. The transcript has 17 exons. Gene Ontology annotation, molecular function: insulin receptor binding. Gene Ontology annotation, biological process: insulin receptor signaling pathway; negative regulation of Wnt signaling pathway; negative regulation of insulin receptor signaling pathway. NCBI's taxonomy places the organism in Eukaryota, Metazoa, Chordata, Actinopteri, Perciformes, Serranidae. Bases 341 to 2212 code for a protein of 623 amino acids.
GUUUGUGUGCGCGUACGUGUGUGUAUGUGUGUGUCCUCCCCGGCCGCAUGAGAUGAGCUGCCUGCAGUCUUUGCGGCCACUGUUUUCGCCUCCUCCUCCUCCUUCUCCUCCUUCUCUUCUUCUUCUUGGCUCUGUCUAUCUGUCCAGUCCGGGAAUGUUGACCACCGUGGCCUGAUCCAACGCCGCCGAGUGUCCCUUCAUCUCCUGACUGCCACUCUCCGUGUUUGUCUCUGCGGGUCGUAGCCUGCCUCAACUGUGAUCCGGCUGUAAGGUUCUGCUCUGUCCAUCCUGUGUCGAAACUGAUUCAACCGAGCAAGUUGUUUGAAAGAUCUGAGAAACUAUGGCUGUGGCCGGAUGUCCGGAUUACUUCCUGCAUCAUCCAAAUUAUCAGCAGGACAAUAUAGACCGGUCCUCCAAUCACAGACAGGCUGAUCUCAUUGGUCCGAGCUUCCAGCAGUCAGCCAAUCGGAGUUCUCCUAACCACCAUCAAGAGGAUGACGUUGAUUUAGAGGCCCUGGUGAAUGAUAUGAACUCUUCCCUGGAGAGCCUGUACUCCACCUGCAGUGGUCAGCAGACAGAGUCCACCCCACUACUGCACAAUGGACAGACCUCUUCCUCACACCAUCACCCCCAUCAUCACACGCAACACAACCACCCUCGGCAGGGUCAUCACUCGCACGCACUAAGCCAUGCUUCCCCUGAGCCGCCCUCCUCCUCCUCCUCGUCAGUGGACUCACCCCAAGCUAGCCUCCGACGGUCACAACCCAUGCACAUCCUCGCUGUCAGGAGGUUGCAGGAGGAGGAGCUGAGGACAUCGUCUCUCCCGGCCAUCCCCAACCCCUUCCCCGAGCUCUGCAGCCCAGCAAGCUCCCCUGUCCUCAGCCCGGGGUCUCUACCCCCUGGAGAACCCUCCUCUGGCAUUUAUAUUGUGAAGAUCUUCAGUGAAGACGGCAUGGGGAAAGUGGUGGAGAUCCCAGCCGACAUGACAGCCAGGGACCUGUGCCAGCUUCUGGUUUAUAAAAGCCAUUGUUUGGAUGACAACAGUUGGGCACUUGUUGAACACCACCCGCUGCUAGGGCUAGAGCGCUGUCUAGAAGACCAUGAGCUGGUGGUUCAGGUCCAGGCCUCAAUGAACAGCGACAGCAGAUUCCUCUUCAGGAAGAACUAUGCCAAAUAUGAAUUCUUCAGAAACCCGCUGACAUUUUUCCCGGAGCAAAUGGUCGCGUGGUGCCAGGAAACCAAUCGUACGAUUCCACCAUCUCAGCUCCUUCAGAACUUCCUAGCGACCAGUAGCUGUCCAGAGAUCCAGGGGUAUCUGUAUGUGAAGGAAGUGGGCAGGAAGUCAUGGAAGAAAGUUUACAUGUUCCUGCGGCGCUCAGGACUUUACUGCUCUACAAAAGGAACCUCAAAGGAGCCCAGACAUCUACAGUUUCUAGCAGACCUUGAAGACAGCAACAUCUUCACUGUCAUCACAGGCAAGAAGCAGCACGGGGCGCCCACAGAGUACGAGUUCUGCAUCAAGCCCAAUAAAUGUCGAGGGGAGUUGAAGGAGUUGAGGAUGCUGUGUGCGGAGGACGAGCAGGGAAGGACCUGUUGGUUGACGGCCUUCCGGCUCUUUAAGUAUGGGAUUGUGUUGUACCAGAAUUAUAAGAUUCCCCAGCAAAGAAAAACCUUGCUGUCACAUUUUUCAGCACCAGUGCGGAGUGUAUCGGAGAACUCCCUUGUGGCGAUGGAUUUCUCAGGGAGGAUAGGCAGGGUGAUUGACAACCCUGUAGAAGCUCAGAGCGCCGCCAUGGAGGAGGGGCAUGCGUGGAGGAAGAGGAGUCAACGAAUGAACAUAAUCGGCUCCCACAGUCCACUACACCACUCCUCACUAAGCUCAGUCAUCCACAUAGCUCAGUUGUGGUACCACGGCAGGAUAACCAGAGAAGAAUCCCAUCGCAUCAUCCACCAGCAGGGACAAGUCGAUGGGUUGUUUCUGCUGAGAGUCAGUCAGAGUAACCCCAAGGCAUUUGUGCUCACAUUGUGCCAUCACCAGAAAAUCAAACAUUUCCAGAUACUACCGUGUGAAGAGGACGGCCAAGCCUUCUUCAGCCUUGACGACGGCGCCACCAAAUUCACCGACCUGAUUCAGCUUGUGGAGUUCUACCAGCUCAACAGAGGAGUGCUGCCUUGUAAACUCAAACACCCAUGCACCGUCGUGGCCUUAUGACACCUUCGGAUCAUCUGACCCCAUGACCCCCUAUCACUUGACCUGACUCUGCCUAAAACAAACAAAACUACAAGAAUCUUUCUGUUGGUUGGUUCUUUUUUGUUUUUAUCUUUACAAGAAGCUGGUGAAUUGACUGAUGUUUUUGUUGUUUAUAUUAUUGUGAGUCCGCCAGAGACUGCUGACAUGUUGGAUUCCUUUUUGCAUGGAUGUUUGAGGAGCUGGAUGCACAACCUGCUCACAAGGUUCCUCAGUCAAGAGGAGAGAAGAUACAGGAAAUGAACACUGCCGUUUGUGUCAAUGCUGUCGCGAAAUCUUCUACAAUCUUGCUACCCAUAGUCAUCAAUAAGCUCGGACACAGUGACCCUCAAGGUUUUAUCACGCAGCUCAAGUGUAGACUGUGUAUCCCUUCAACUGGACAAUCAGCAGGACAGUUCGAGCUCCCGUGUGGACCACUCUGCUCUCUGAGAACAAACUGUAGUCUCAUUCAAGCUUCCUCACACGUCCUCAAAGAAUAUACUGUGGAUGGAGAGUUGAUUGUCUCUUAGUUUUGCACUCAUCAAACUGGGAGUGGCCUUUUGACGGUGCAUGACUUCUCAGCUGUCUUAACUGUGAGAUGGUGCCACCGCCCUCUAGUGUCAUAGGCAUGUAAGGACUUGUCAAAAUUCAACAUGGACAAGAUUUGGAGGUGCCAGAGAGAGGGCUGCUUCUGAAUCCUUUCUGAGGAUUGGAAACAUCAGAUGAAAACGGCUAAGGAAAUGUCUGGAACUGUUGACACAAAUUAUUUUUUUUAAAUAGGGGACAAAACAAAAUCUGCGUUGUCCACCCUCACGGAAAUUUUAUUUGCUCAUCCCUCACCUCACAGGGUUUCUUUUCUUGAUACAUUGCAGUUAUGUAUUGUUAUUAAUAGUCUCUUUGAUAAUAUAUUUUUUUAAAGCCCACCUUUUGCAUCCUGGAUAUUUUCAACUCUUCAUUAUUCACAUAUACCACAGUAAGGUCAUUCUGUACUUGUUACUCUGUCGCAUGCUCCAUUUCCCUAAAGUAUGUCCACUGCAACUUCCACAAACAUGAAUAAGCAUUAAUCAAACCAUGGUGUCAUUCAGGGUGAAAUAACAAGGAAUAAAGCUAGAUGAAUUUUGUUACCGGGUAGACCGUUUUGGUGAUUGUAAAGUUAAAAGUGCCGGCAAAUGCACGAUGGAAUAUGCUGCAAAAGAUAAAGUGGGACAGUGGAGAGUAUCAGUCUUUUGUUCUGUCUCCUCACCACAGCACAGGGAAGGAUAACCACUAGCAUUUCCUUCAGGUGUUUUUCAAGUGAUAGCGAAUCAAAGGAAACUAAAUUAGAUCCCCCAGAGAUACAGUGGAUCCUGCGUUAAACAUCUGUCCUGGUUCCAGACUCUCUCUUCACAAGUGUUCCACAAACCGCCUCCUGCUGUACCUGUUAAAGUCAGUGAGAUGCUGUUGGACAUAAAAGUGGCUAGAAACAUGGUUGAGUGUGCUCUGACUCCAGACUCUGGUGCAGUACAUCCCAUAUAAUGCAGCCCUGUUCUGCCUGGAAGUACUUGUGAACUAGCAGUAUUGCAUAUACACCUGCUGCCUACUGCACGCCACCUCUUUGUGAAUUCAGGCACACUGUCUAUGAAAAGUUAGCUCUUGCUACAGUGUGGGGGAAGAUAUGUCAAGAGGGAAGAGUAUUUAAAUGAUCUCUAUCUCUUCCUCCUCUCAGUCUGUCACAUCCGGUUUCAUCAGACUUUCUUUAGCCUGCUGUUGGAUAAAAUGAAAAUGCACCAUCAGCGGUGUGGCAGCAGCGUAAAACUGGAAAUUUUAGGACUCAGAUCUCUGACUGCAAAUGUACCACACGGCCCACUUUAUUUUAUUAUCUUAACCCCUGUCCCUUCAUUUAAAUUUAGAGUUGCCUCUGGUACAUGCUGUGUUUUUGAUUGAUGAUGAUGAGAUUGUCAAAUCAAAAACAUAGAAUGUAAAACUUAUUUUCCUAAUGCCAGCCAAGUUAGUAAAAAAAAAAAAAAAAAGUAUUUGAAUGGAUUACGCUUUGUGUUUUGGCCAUGUCUGCGAUGGAGCUCCUUUAAUUAACUGUAGUGCAAGGAAGAUUUCAGCACCGUGUCUCUAGAUAACCUGGAUUAAAUUUCUUUUUAAAUAGACAGGGCUACUUUUUCAGCACCUAUUGAUCAUGUCUGGAACUAAAUGGAUAACACAUGAAGGGCAAAUCCCAGCCAUCUCUAAUUCUAGGAAGACAUACUGCAUGUAAAAGCCCAAAGUUAUUGGAUGUAUAUCUGAUGAUAUUCAUAUUCGGUGUCUGUCACUCCCAGUAAAUUCACCAAACCCUCUUUGAAAUGACGCACCACAGUUGUUGUUCCAUGUCAAUACAUGAAAUUUCUAAAACCUCACUCUCUAGUUUUAUUUAGUCCAAGCUCUGGUUAGGUCACAGGUCAGCAGACAUUUACAUAUCUAUUUGUACUUGUACUUGUAAUGCAACAUCAGCCAUGAUUGAUUUACCUGCAGGUUAUCUUGAACAUCUGAGAUGCAGAAUAGCCACACCAUUUUGACUUUUUGUGCAUGGUCACCAUUAUUUAUCUAAAAUGCAAUGACUCAAUCAUUAUUUUUAAGUAUUGUUGCAGCAAAAAUGUAUUUAUUUAUCUGGAUGUGACUGAUUACUUGAAAAUUUUAGAUUUUUUUUUUUCUCGGCGCUGUUCUGUACUGUUUUCUAUUGUCAUUACCAUGAAAUGAUUGACCAGUGUGAUUUAUUAUUAUUAUUAUUAUUGUAAUGACAUAGCAUCUAUUGUUUUAUUUUGUUUUAUUUUUGUCUCAUUCAAAAACAAUUUUUUUGUCAUCAUCAUCACUUGUUUUGAGGCGAUGUUUCAAAGCACACUGGCAUCCAUCGUUCUAAUAGACGACAGAUGGAAUGUUGAGAGAUUAAGAAGAAGUACUCGAGUUUCCCAAAGCAUUCAUCUCUACGUUUUUAGCCAUUUUAAUUUCUGUUCUCUUUUCUCCCACAUCUAUAAAAAAUAAGAUUUUCAACCCCUGUAUUUUUUUUUUUUAAAAAAAAGGUAAGUAAUAAAGCCACAAAUAUUUUGGGAAACUGGGUCAAGUAAGCCUCAACAUUCUCAUAAGUCACUAGAACACCAUUGCCUUGAUGAAGCAAAUUUAGAAAUUAAUACAGACAGUCACAUUUUUAUACCCUUAAAACUGCAAUGAACAGGGAUGUGAAAAUUCCGUGUAAUUCAAACGAUACCAGAGCAACCUUAUUGGAUGGGUUACAGCAUUGACCUCCUGUCAGAGAAUGAAGAAACUUAAUUUAGUAGGUAGAUUUUUAUCACUUGCAUGAAUGUGGAUUUUGAGUUUAUUGUGUAGAGAUUCUGUCACUGAUAUUCGAUAUUAAGAGGAAUCUGGAUUAUAACAAUACAUAAAUUUGUUUGUAGUUGCAGAAAGUCAUCUUAAGCUAUCGAGACGUCACUGAAAUAAUGAUGCUAGCUGUUUGUUAAUUCCAAUCUAAGUCCCCUGAAAUUCAAUUCCCACUCUGCACUCAUCUGCAGAUUCACAAGAUGUUGUUUUGUUUUUUUUCUCUGACUGACGUGAAUGGUAGCAGAUGUCAUCAUGUGAGGGACAGAUAGCCUUUAAGGUAGAGUGUUAACAGUCAUAACAAUCAUAUUCAGAUACUCUAAAUGCACAAAAGGAGGAAGUAAAUUCAAUUAGUGAACACAUGAAAAAUAAAUCAGGGGAUCUGGAUAUCCAUGUUAUUACACUCAACAGAAAUGAAUGUAACUGGGUUGCUCAGGGUUGACUUGGAGCAUGUUAACUACUGGUCCAUCAGCUCUCUCGGACUUUUAUGUACAAGACGAUGAUGGAUUCAUUACUAUUUUAGUUUUGUUAAGCUGGGAGUUGUUACAACAGACCUUCCUCCAUUAUGUGCUCCACCAAUCUGCUAAUUAUUAUGGUUACUUGAAAAAAUAUCCUUGCAGCAGAAUGGAGUAGAUCCAGUGCUAUUUAAAAUUAACAGUGUUGUUCAUUGUAUUGUUAAAGCUGUUUAUGAAAACAAAAAACUAAAAUACUUGCCUGGCUACCUGAGCUGAUUUAAAACCCCCAUCUCUAACAACGAAUAUCCAAUUUAUAAAAAAGAUCCCAAUUUAACGCCAUCAUUUCAUCAAAUUAAAAUAAAUAAUCUGAUUUAUGUCAUUAUAUUAGAUACUCAAACAUGUAAAUAAAAUAAGUGACAAUGGAGCACAGUGUCAGACUUGGUAGCCAGGUAACUUGCAACCACAGAUGGUGCCUCCGAUGACUUCUCUUUAUCUGCACAAACCAGACCUGACGUGGACCAAACGACAGACAAAGCUACCGUUCAGAGGGGACCGUUCACACUCAGAAACCUUGCAAUUUUCAAUAUGUACUCAGUAAAUACGAUUCAAAAACAGAAAACGGCACUCGAAAGGAGAUUGAGAAUGAACGCUUGUUUUUUUCAGUUGCAGUUUCAGUUUACUUUUGGAGUUGAAAGUGAAUUGUCCCAGAUUCCUGCAAAGAUAGAUUGAUCGAUUAUCAUCUUGACUCAUGCAUUCAUGUCAUAAUGCAAGAUACCUUGGCUGUACAAAUGAGUAAAGUAAAAAAAAAUAUAUCUAUAUAUAAAAAUAUAAACUAUUAUGUAUUUCAGGGAAUGCAAAAACGAAAACAGUAACUUGUCUCUUUUUUUUUUUAAGAGAGAGCUCCUGUAUUCAACAUGUGCUUUGCUUCAAUCUGUAAAUAGUUGAAUGGCUUAUAAAUCUUAAUUGUAACCUUUUCAGGUAUUUUUGUACAAAUAAGGGACUGAUAUAUUCUGUUUAUUGUAAUUAGAAUAAAACAUUAAUACAUUGAUAUAAAAACCUAAA